CCACUUUUUCUGGAACAUCUGGCAACACCUUCGACAAAACGCCGCAUUUUUUUACGUAAAUUCUUAUUCAUUUCGUAAAUUCAACAAGUUAGUUAUUCAAUUACCAAAAUAACUAAAAGUAACAGCGUUGACAAACUCGAAUAACUUCGACAAACUGAAAAUGAUCUACACAACGACGCUGCUCUCGCGGGGUUCCCUAAUUGGGUCGCUAAUCAGCAAAGUCAGGCAAGUUGUAGCCAAAAAUCCAAGCACAGCACAUACAAAUCAAAUCAACAACAAUUUUACACCUACAUCGAACACAAACAGACCAUUGGCCGCAGCUAACAUUAGCAACAGUUCGGUGCAUCAAUCCAAGACGCUGGAAGAGCAGGUUGGACUCCCGCCAAGACCCAAGAAGCCGUUGACUCCCUAUUUUCGUUUCAUGCGGGAAAUGCGUCCCAAGCUGCUCGCCAAGGAUCCAAAGAUAACCACAAUUGGUAUAGUACAAGAGCUGUCCAAGCAAUGGGUCGAUGUCGAUCCCAAGCUAAAGGAGCGCCUACAGUCCGAGUACAAAAAGGAUCAGGAGACGUACAUGGAACUGCGCACCAAAUAUGAGUCGAAGCUAACAGACGAGCAACGUGCCGAAAUCAAACAGAUGAAGCAGGAUAUCAGCGAUGCCAAGGAGCGUAAACAGCUGCGCAAGCGUGUCAAAGAUCUGGGACGUCCCAAGAAACCCGCCUCUGCCUUCCUGCGCUUUGUGGCCAGCGAGCGUUUAAAUACGCCACAAACAUCACAGCAAACAUACCGUGAAUGGCAUCAAAAGGCAACAGCCAAAUGGACACGCCUCUCCGAUGAGGAGAAAGCUGUCUACUUGCAGGAAUCCCGCAAGGAACUCGAUCACUACAAAAAAGCCAUUUCUAUCUGGGAGGAGAAAAUGAUACGACUUGGCCAUAUUGAUGUUGUGCGCAGCGGCAUUCUCAUCGAUCCCCCAGAGCCAAAGGCCCGCAAGUCUCAAUCGAUCAAAGAGAAGCUAGUCUGAAAACUGCAUGCCAACAUUUUCAUAACAUUUUAUUUUCUACAACUACAACUACAAGUUUUGUUUUCUGUUUUUCUUCAUCAUUUAAAAAUUGUAAUUGUUAAGUUCAAUUCUUAAGUAAGUUACUACGGCUGAAUGAAAAUGGUGUGAAUUCUGUUAUUCUCUUUGAAGAAUGUAAAUAGCUGCAGCAUUAUGUAUUAAAUAUAAAAUAUAUAUUUAAUUUUUUGAAUUGAAA
This is a messenger RNA of Drosophila innubila, 1250 nucleotides long. RefSeq names its product transcription factor A, mitochondrial (gene TFAM). The record is from RefSeq and is a predicted model, not a curated record. The transcript has 2 exons. Bases 161 to 1018 code for a protein of 285 amino acids. Gene Ontology annotation, molecular function: transcription cis-regulatory region binding. Lineage: Eukaryota; Metazoa; Arthropoda; Insecta; Diptera; Drosophilidae.